This is a messenger RNA of Meloidogyne enterolobii, 319 nucleotides long. NCBI's taxonomy places the organism in Eukaryota, Metazoa, Nematoda, Chromadorea, Rhabditida, Meloidogynidae. The record is from the annotation of a GenBank genome assembly.
AUGCUUAUUGAACGUAGAGAACUCUUCGCAACUCAACAAGUCCCUCUUAGACUGGAAAAAGUUAGAAUAGAAUUGGUAUUGGGGCCGGGAGUGAAUGCUGAUGGGCAUUUGAGAACAGGCAAGUUUAUUUUACAAAAAGAAAAAGAUUAUAUUCUCCAAUGUAGAAUUGUUUCCGGAGAACUCCUUUUUGAGAAUUUAUUCCGAGAUGCUGCAAAUUUGAGUUCAUAUGUGCCUUUAGUGCAUCAAGUGACUUUGACGAAGCUGUCCGAGGCAAAUGGCAAAAAUACAAAUUUAAAAAAUUAAAAAAAUCUGAAAAAAA